CCCGUGGUGACGCAGCAGCGAGGCCUGAAGCGGCGGCCUCUGCCCGCACCGACUCAAGCCCCUCACUGCCGGACUCGCCGCGGCUUCCUCACACCCCCCCCCUUCCUCCUCCUCCUCCUCCCCACUCCUUCUCCUCAUUACACAGAGGGAGGCCGAGAAACGCACACAUACACAACAACAACAUAGACACAACCACACACACAACCACACAACCACAAGUCACACGAGGCGCGGCGAUAGCCCAGCAAGGCAAACAUGAGCGACGUCAAGAGCGGGCCGGACACGUACAAGGGCUGGCUCUUCAAGUGGACCAACUACAUCAAGGGCUACCAGAAGCGAUGGUUCGUGCUCAGCAAUGGCCUGCUCUCCUACUACAGGACCCAGGCGGAGAUGGCUCACACAUGUCGAGGAACCAUCAACUUGGCGGGCGCGUACAUCGACACGGAGGAUUCGUGCAACAUCGUGGUGUCCAAUGGCGGCACGCAGACGUACCACCUGAAGGCGAGCUCCGAGGUGGAGCGCCAGCGCUGGGUCACCGCCCUGGAGCUCGCCAAAGCCAAGGCCAUUCGCAUGAUGCAGGCCGAGUCAGAUGACUCGGACGAUGAGAAGUCAGGCGCACAGGCUGACAAGACAGAACUGCAGACCACGCUCCGCUCGCUGUCCUCCAAGCUCGAAGAUCUGAGCACGUGCAACGACCUGAUCGGCAAGCACGGAGCCGCCCUCCAGCGCUCGCUCAACGACCUGGAAACCCUGAAGCUGCCGCCCGAGGGCAGCGAGAAGCUCAAGGCCGUCAAUGAGCGCGCCACCCUCUUCCGCAUCACCUCCAAUGCUAUGAUCAAUGCCUGCCACGACUUCCUGGAGCAAGCACAGUCGCAGGGCAAAAAGUGGCAGAAGACGGUGCAGUAUGAGCGUGAGCAGCGCUUGCGCCUCGAGGAGACCUUGGAGCAGCUGGCCAAGCAGCACAACAGCCUAGAGCGCGCGUGUCGCGGGGCCUCGGUGCGCACCAGCGCCGGCAGCGAGAACCCUGCUGGGAAAGUGGGUGGGCGAGGGGGCGGCAAGGCGGACGCGAGCGACGAAGAUGAUGAAUUCGAGUUUUUCGACGCGAUGGAAGACGCGCCGGAGUUCAUCACUGUACCAGCCGAGUCCAAACACAAACGCUCGGGUAGCAACGUCAGCGGAGCGAGUGCCAGCGGUCACCUGGAGGACUGGAACUCGGAGGACUUGAAGCAUGCCAGUAGCUCGAGCUCACUGGGUCAAGAGAUGGUCGUCAAAAAACAGCGGCGGGCCCGCAUCCCUGACAAGCCUAACUACAGCCUCAACCUCUGGAGCAUCAUGAAAAACUGCAUCGGCAAGGACCUCUCCAAGAUCCCCAUGCCGGUGAACUUCAACGAGCCGCUGUCAAUGCUGCAGCGCUUGACGGAGGACCUGGAGUACUUCGACCUCCUGGACAAGGCGGCCAAGUGCGAGAGCUCGCUGGAGCAGCUGUGCUACGUUGCGGCCUUCUCCGUGUCGUCGUACUCCACCACCGUGUACCGUACCGGCAAGCCCUUCAACCCGCUCCUGGGCGAGACGUUUGAGUUGGACCGCCUGGAGGAGUGCGGUUACCGCUCCAUCUGCGAGCAGGUGAGCCAUCACCCACCAGCCGCGGCACAUCAUGUGGAUUCACGACGUGGCUGGCGCCUGUGGCAAGAGAUCACGGUCUCCAGUAAAUUUCGUGGAAAAUACCUGUCCAUCAUCCCGCUCGGAACCAUCCACUGCGAGUUCCCCUCAUCGGGGAACCACUACACGUGGAAGAAGGUCACGACCACCGUUCACAACAUCAUUGUGGGACGGCUCUGGAUCGACCAGUCCGGAGAUAUUGACAUCGUUAAUCACCACACAGGAGACAAAUGCCAGCUCAAGUUCAUCGCUUACAGCUACUUCUCACGUGACAUUCCCCGCAAGGUGUCCGGCGUGGUAAUGGACGCGGAGGGAAAUGCGCACUACAUCUUGUCGGGGACGUGGGACGAGAAGAUGGAGUACGCCAAAAUUGUGCAGAGCAGCAAAGGAAGCAGUGGCAGUGAGGGGCGGCAGAAGACUGUCUACCAGACACAGCCCGCCAAGCACCUCUGGAAGAGAUACCCACUGCCGGAGAACUCCGACAACAUGUACUACUUCACGGAGCUCGCGCUCACGCUCAACGAGACGGAGGAGGGGGUGGCCCCCACGGACAGCCGCCUGCGCCCGGACCAGCGGCUAAUGGAGAACGGCAAGUGGGACGAGGCCAACGCCGAGAAGCAGCGCCUGGAGGAGAAGCAGCGUCUGGUGCGGCGCCGGCGCGAGGCCGAGCUCGCCAGUGCCGCCGAGGAGGGCCGCAAGCACCAGUCCUACCGUCCCAUGUGGUUUGAGCGCAAGGAGGACCCCUUUACGCGGGAAGUCAGCUGCGUUUACCGCGGAGGCUACUGGGAGACCAAGGAGAAGCAGGAGUGGAAGAUUAGCCAGGACAUUUUCUGAGACCUCUCUCCACACCCCCCCCCCCGCCCCCACCCCCCUCGGGACUGUGGGGUGCAGAGGGCGGCAGUGGCAACGCACGGCAGCGUCCACGGUGCGCACACUUAACGCCCUGCAACAGGGACAGACGCCAUCGGUCGUUAUCCAGUUCGCGCGAAGAGGCGGAAUGUGGGCCGUACGAUAUUUUACACUCGCACAAAGCACGCGUUGUUGUGCUGGCACAGUGUGCGUUAAAACACGCCUCUCCGGAUCUUCUGUUUGCUUUUUUUUUCUCCUUAAUUCCUUUUCUUUUGUUUCUGUAAUGUUGGCAAAAGUGUAUCGCAUUCAUUUAAAAAGAAAAAAAUCAAAUGUGUUGGCAUUGAAAGCUUUAACAGCAACAAAAGAUACUUAAUUUAAAUGCUCUACAUCUUCAAGAAAUCUGUUUUGGCGAUGUUCAGGAAAACUAAAAUCCACUUUGGAGAAUAACAAAUGAUACAAAAUAUAUAUAUACCCUUUAAAUAUCCAUGUAAUUUGUGCGCGGAAGAAAACAAUAGAAUUAAUCAAAUAUAGACUGUUUUAUCACAAUCAUGAAAGACAAAAUGCGUAGGGCGAGAUACAUAAGAGCAACGUCUUGUCAUUUUGAAGCAUCAAGGAUUCUCUCAUGAUUUUACUGAGGAUGAGAUGCAGCAACCAAUGGUGGUUGCCCUGUAAUAUACCCGUGUAAUUCAAUGUUUAAUUAGCAUUAACCGUAAUGCAUCCGUAAGUUGACAAAUAGAAUUAGCGCAUACACACACACACGUGGCAACGGAAGUGUUUCUGUACCUGGGGACAAUUUUUUUUUUAAUUACUAUUUUAGAAAAAGGAUGAAUGAGAAUGGUGUAAAUCGCAGGGGACAUUGUAAACUUCCGGAGUGGUGUUGACUUGUGUACAAUAGCUUGCAAGCGGAUGGGCAUUGGAGUCGCUUUGCUCCGUGAAGCCCCAGUGUACAGAGGCUUUGUCAUCCUGACACUCCCUGCCGUCAAGCAGCUGCAGCUACCUCCCCACAAUUCGCCCGGCCCGUCACCGUCACGUCCGUCCUUGUACCAGUACAAAAAUAAUAAAGUCACCACCCCAAAUGUAGCUGUACAUUUUAAGGGUGGCUCAAGAGAGUCUACGGGAGCAAAGAUAUUGAGGAGAGCGAUGGUCAACAUAAUCUGGGAGUAAAAUCACGUCCACUGCACUGUGUACUUGGGGCUGUAAAUCGUAAUCCAGCAGGUGCCUGCAACAUGACCUGCUCACUAUAAAAGGUGCUUUGAUUUUUUUAUUUCUCAUUCGAUUUUUACCAUAUCUUUUUCUAUCCCUUUCUCUUAAAUCUGGGGGAAGGGGGGGGGGUGCUUUUUUUGCCAAACGCUGUUCACGAACAGCGCUUACACGGACAAUACGCCGGCGACUUGUUUCGUCGGCGAUUGAAAGGUGAAACUGCAAAAGCUCCCCCGAGUGAAUCGCCGGACGUGAGAAUCGGGGCCUGGGUGCGUGUGGUGCACUUGGCAAAACCGGGAGCUGGUGAUGCCUCGUUCGAUUUGGGGAAGCGAAUGCCUCUUUCCUUUGGUGGCUGCGAGUAGCAGCUGGAACCAGCGGUCCCGUGACUGUACACAACGUGGGGGUGUAUCGGCAUAAAUGAUCCCGACCCAAUGGGGGUUGUUGUUGUACAUAGCGGAGGUGUCACAUGUUGGGAUCUUAACCUGCAUUCACAUUUGGCAGGCGUAACCAAUUGUGUACCCUUAUUUCAGUUACAGGUCACCUUUCGUUAUGGUACUUGUUCAUUCACACAGUGCACGUGGUACAGCGGCACCCUUUGUUAUUCCACUGCUGGAUCGAGGCGUCCUCACGACGUGCUGGUCGUUGGGGGUUAUUUUUAACAUACCUCGCUAGUCAGAGAGGGGUUUGUGAAGGUCCGGGAGCACAGGUGCAGGAACAGGGGAGUGAAGUACAACAACGGAUUUGAUGCCCACCAUGUAGCCCUGCAGUCUAUUGUAGCCUUGAGCGCCUCUCCGUUCAGAUUGGUCGCCCAUCCAUCGCCAUCCAACCUCAUCUCCGCAUAGCUUCAGGGAUCUGACGACCAGGCGCAGUCCUAGUAAAUUGGUCAUGUGAUAGUUAAUUCAUAGGUUUUAAUCCAAUCGGUUGUUUAAACAUUUAGUCACAAAUGGGCAAUUUGACGAUCGGCCUUGGCUGUUGUAAUGACAUCAAUUUCCCACUGGUGGCCAGAUGUUUAAAAUUCCCAUUUAUGAGCAUGUUGCCAUUUUAUCCUAAAUCAAGAAAGGAUAUCUUGUGCCACAUGCCACCCAUAUGCAUAUUCACCGUGUUCGAUAAAGGAACGUUAAUGAUGAACCAUUUCGGUGUCCAGUAGUCUAGGGAUAUAAGUUAUUUCCAAUAACCCAUAGAAACUAUGACUUGCAUAUAUGUUUCUAAUUAUUUUCUAAUACACAGAACAAGCUAAUAGUUAUGCUGUGUGUAGGGAGGACUUGCGCACGAUUCAAGCCUUAAUAGAAAACUUUAGGUAUUACACGACCACGUUUUUAUCAACGGGAUAACGUGAAAUUGCGUGACUUGUGACAACGUAAAAAAAGUGCAACCGCAGUGGCCGUUUACAAUUUGGUUUUGUUGUGUAAUGAUUAGCGUCAAUAGUGCGUACAUCACUCGGUGGGCACGCUCUGCCGCCCCAUCACGAGACUUCACAUUUUUCGUUGGUGACGAGUCUUCGUCAUUUGAAGGUUAACAACGUUCCCCUCUUGUUAGUGGACGUGCAGGCGGCGUAGGCCCUUGUGUGCAACAGAAUAUAUGAUUAUUAUGCCUUAUUGUGUACCUUUACAAACAAGCGCCGCUUGUUACGCCCUAAACCUUGGCCACAAAUUUUAAUCCCGUUGAUGCGACUCCUUCGGGUGUGGCUCUUGCUCGGCAGCGGCUCGCUGCACUUGCCUCUGCGUUUUGGGAGUUUGGCGAAAUGUGCGUACUCCGAUGUUUGCUUGUUUUAUUUCUUUUUAAAUGUGUUUUUUUUAACUAAAAUUGCACAACCGCAGGACAAAUGCAUAGGAGAAAUGGCUGUGAAGUGAGACGUAAAAAAAAAUCAAUCUUAAAUAUCCACGGAGAGCGUUGUGAAUGACAACGGUUGCUUAAACAACGAUGAGUCGUGGCGCUGUAGAAGAUGUUAAUGACGAUAAGCGUGCGGCGACUGAUCCGCCCAAAAUUUCGUACCGUUCUGUGACCUUUAAAUCUUCAACACGACUUGAUGUUCCGCCUUUUUUCGUCUCGCUGCGUGUGUUUGAUCAGCGUUUCAAAAAAAAAACGACGCAAGUUUCUAUUCGAACCCCAGUAGGCGUGGUGACACAUUGGUUGAAAUAAGAAAUCCAAUUGUAAGUGAACUCCAUUCCGUGUCUCUGAUACAAAAUUGAAAAUAUUGUUUUGGUCCGUCAUCCACUUGACUUUCCAGACCGAUUGUUAUUCUCAAGAGUUGUACGAUCUUAUCCUGUUAGCUCCAAAGAGAUCGCCGUUUCAGAAUGAGACUCCGGAGGACAUUCUUCGGGAGUUAAAUACAUUCUUUAAAAUGCCCUCCCUUGGUCAACACCUGCCAAAAAUUAACCUGUAAGCACUGUGCUAUACAAGAUACUGCGGUGUGUGCAUUGACUUUUCUGCGCGCGAGAGAUGGUGUGUCAGUUAGUCUUCGAGUGCUGUGCACUAUACACUAAUACCUGUGCAAAGGGUUGGGUCAAUACGACGUGAAGGGCUUUUCCGAUAUUUAGGGGAACCGGCUGUAUGCAAAUGAAUAAUGUUGAAGCAGAGCACGUGGUAUUUGUUCAUGGCGUGUAUCCAAGGGAAUAGAUUAAUCAAGUUGCCGUUGCUGCUUCAGUGAACUUGUGCGUGAAUAAAUAGGUUGAUUAAAAAUUAUAACAAUAUUUUAUACUGUCACCGAGAGGGAAGAGGUUUUCUCGUUUUCUGUUCCUGGCUGCUUGACACGCAUCAUCCCCCCCCACCCCCUAUGCAAUGUACCAUUUAAUAUAGUUUACCGGUUCUUGCUCAUAACCUCACUCCUUGGUAAUUACUAUGUGUAUCAUAGCGACGUAGGCUCAUCGUUGGCCUCUCCAUUACCAUAGUCACCCCUCAGUGUAACUAUUAUAAUACAUCUCGGAACAAGAGGAGCAAAACGUCCACGCAAGAAAUUCCAAGACAAUGGCGGCGAUUGACUUAGGCAACAGCUCACUGUGACAAUAAGGCAGCCAGGACGUAAUUGUCGUCUUCGCGUCGAUAGAAAUUUUACAAAUUUAACGAAACUUCCCGUGAUUCGGAUGAACCGUGGGGUACAAUGCAAUAGUGAUGUGCGCGGGUGUUGGCGAUUGUGGCUAUCACGGCGAUUAUUCGGCGCGCACGCGGGUGUGAUUUUUGUUGUUGUUGCUUGGGUGGGAAAUAAGGUUUGGGUUGAUCGGACGCGGGACACAAUAACAACAGUGCGCGUGCGCGCCGGAGCAAGACAGGUGGGUGGAAUGGAAUCGUGUGCCGAUUAUUAUAAUUAUUAUUUUUGGAUUAAGAUUUCGUUGGACACGCGGAGGGUCUCGGGAGAGGCGAACAAAAGGCGCUCGUGAAAUAAAUUCGCAAGGAAACAACGCCGCAAGAGA
Petromyzon marinus (sea lamprey) is the source of this 7115-nucleotide messenger RNA. RefSeq names its product oxysterol-binding protein 1-like. Gene Ontology annotation, molecular function: sterol binding. NCBI's taxonomy places the organism in Eukaryota, Metazoa, Chordata, Hyperoartia, Petromyzontiformes, Petromyzontidae. Gene Ontology annotation, cellular component: cytosol; plasma membrane; perinuclear endoplasmic reticulum. The record is from RefSeq and is a predicted model, not a curated record.